Helobdella robusta is the source of this 1267-nucleotide messenger RNA. RefSeq lists its product as hypothetical. NCBI's taxonomy places the organism in Eukaryota, Metazoa, Annelida, Clitellata, Rhynchobdellida, Glossiphoniidae. Gene Ontology annotation, molecular function: protein binding. The transcript has 9 exons. Gene Ontology annotation, cellular component: nuclear pore outer ring. The coding region runs from base 87 to 1199 and encodes 370 amino acids. The record is from RefSeq and is a predicted model, not a curated record.
CGACGGCUGAUGCCGCUAAAAUAAAAUAAGCUGGAAGGUUCAAAAGCGUGGGGUAACCGUGUCCUGCCUUUUUCACUUUUUCAUUGAUGGCUCAAUCUGUGCAAACUAAAUAUUUAACGUGUAAGAUCUCUAAGAUAAAAUGGCAGCCGGUACGUAGCCAUUUAGAAGAACAACCAAAUAUUUUUGUUACUGGUGGCUAUGAUGAACUGUCAAGGAAUCCAAUUGCAGUGUGGCUCGUUCCAAAUGAAGCUCAAAGUUACGAAAGCAAAGAUGAAGCAUUUGAUUUAGAACCUCAAAUGUUGUCUUCAGCAGACUUAACUGGAGGUGUUACAGAUUUAACAUUUAUGAAUGAAACCUCAAUUUUAUCAUCGUCCUCCAAUGGGGAUAUCAAUAUUCUACAUUUUAAUGAAGAUUACCAAAAACUAGAUUUGAAACACACAUACAGCAAAGUACAUUACUAUGCUGGGAAGGUUGGCUGUCCGUGCACAAGUGUGUGUUUUAAUGAGGAUAGUUCAAUUAUUGCCUCUGCAGGAGAAGAUGGCUGUAUCAAUGCUAUUAAAAAUGCUGGCACUCAAAAUGCUGUCACUAGGAUUGCUGUAGAUAAUGUAACGAUAAAUGGCAUCAGUUUCGUGGAUCAAAGUACAGUGGGAACUAUCAACCUGGUAGGCCAUUUAAAUUUGUAUGACAUCAGAAGCUGCAACAAAUCAAGUUCAAAGAAGUUUGCAGUCACAGGAAAUUUAAUGUCGUUGCUGUGCAUGGACCAACAUCCAUCUCAACCACAUAUUGUGUGUGCUGGAGGCAGUGAUGGUCAGCUGUUUGUCUGGGACCUCAGGUCAGAUGGUGCACCCAUUGCUAUCCACAAAGGACAUUCUGCAAACAUGUUAGAUGUGAAAUUUCAUCCUCAGAUGCCAAACAACUUGUUCACAUGUUCUCAGGAUGGUACUUUGUGGCACUGGCAGUCAUGCGAAUCUCCUAAUUCAUUCCAUCUUGAUAACUAUUUUAAAGAGUUUGCAGGAAAUAACAUCUCCAAUAUUUCAUCUUGGCUGUUGGAUGGUGAAAAAUCAAGCAGAAAAAUCGUCAGCAAUUUGCUUCCUGAUAAUAUGUUCCCAAUCAACACAUUGGAUGUAUCACAUAACAGGUUGAUCUGUGGGUUGGACAGUGAACAACUAUAUCUGUUUUCAAAUCUUGCAGUUCGAUAGAUUUAUAUUAUACUAUUUUCAGUUAUUGUAGAUGCAAUUUGUUUUUAACUCGAAUACAUACUAAAGUA